Jaculus jaculus (lesser Egyptian jerboa) is the source of this 507-nucleotide messenger RNA. RefSeq names its product ATP synthase membrane subunit g (gene Atp5mg). The record is from RefSeq and is a predicted model, not a curated record. Lineage: Eukaryota; Metazoa; Chordata; Mammalia; Rodentia; Dipodidae. Gene Ontology annotation, biological process: proton motive force-driven ATP synthesis. Gene Ontology annotation, molecular function: proton transmembrane transporter activity. The coding region runs from base 14 to 412 and encodes 132 amino acids. The transcript is spliced from 3 exons.
CCUGACCUUGGAAAUGGGACGGGGGUCCUGCGGUGGGUCCUUCGGGCGGGGGGUGACUUUCAGCCGGCCUGCGGGACGACGGACCUUCCAGCCUACAGCCAUGGCUCAGUUCGUCCGCAAUCUGGCGCAGAGGGCCCCGGAGCUGGUGAACGCUGCUGUGACUUACUCGAAGCCUCGAUUGGCCACAUUUUGGCACUAUGCCAAGGUUGAGCUGGUUCCUCCAAGCCCUGCUGAAAUCCCUACAGCUAUUCAGAGCUUGAAAAACAUAAUCCGGAGUGCUAAAACUGGUGCCUUCAAGCAUCUUACAGUUAAGGAAGCAAUGCUGAAUGGUUUGGUGGCCACUGAAGUAUGGAUGUGGUUUUAUAUUGGCGAGAUCAUAGGCAAGCGUGGCAUCGUUGGCUAUAAUGUUUGAAGACCAAUCUUUGAACACCUGAUUAUUUGAUUUGUUAUUUGAGUGUUGGACUAUGUAUGACCAGACUAUCUGAAUAAACUAUGAUGUUAAAUUGC